AUGUAUCCUCGCCGUACUACACCGGGACGCUGGCAGCUUGAGGACCGAGAAGACUAGCCUUGGUUAGCGCGCUGCCGUUACGCCGAAAUCAAUGGUCGCUUCUACUCGACUCCGUUUAAUUUGGCGUCAUUUUACCCACAAUAGAAUGGGAGACAUGUCUUCCAAAACUCAGCUACCGACUCCAGAGACAGCACUCCCGGGGAGAAGCGAGAGCUUGAAAGUAUCAGCGAAGCACCACGUCAGCGCUAACAGGACGGUCCCUCCGUUUCCUGAGGGAACACAGAUGGUCAUGUUCGGUAAGACGGGACUCUCUCUCACUACCUCUCUCUCUCUCUCCCUUUCUCCCUUUUUCUCUGGCUCUCCCCCCUCCUUCCCCCUCGUGGUCCAAGAUUCUGACAGACUCUCUCUCUCUUUCCCUCUCCCCCCCCCCAUCAUGGUCCAGGUUCUGACAGAGGGGGGUUUUGGGUCCAUCACCACAGAGAUAUCUGAAGCCCAGGAGUUCUACUACGCGGAGGAUAACCACCAGCAGUACCUCAGCAAGAACCCGCACGGGUACUGCGGUCUGGGCGGGACCGGCCUCUCCUGCCCAAUAGGAGUCAAGAGUUAGAACCAGUGCCUCUCUGCUAUUGGCUGGUUAAACCAUCACAGCUUUUUGAAUAAAGAUAAUUUUGUUAUCUCAA
This is a messenger RNA of Osmerus eperlanus (European smelt), 680 nucleotides long. RefSeq names its product methionine sulfoxide reductase Aa (gene msraa). The record is from RefSeq and is a predicted model, not a curated record. Bases 92 to 607 code for a protein of 171 amino acids. NCBI's taxonomy places the organism in Eukaryota, Metazoa, Chordata, Actinopteri, Osmeriformes, Osmeridae. The transcript is spliced from 3 exons. Gene Ontology annotation, cellular component: cytoplasm. Gene Ontology annotation, molecular function: peptide-methionine (S)-S-oxide reductase activity. Gene Ontology annotation, biological process: cellular response to oxidative stress.